GUCCGAACCAAACACUGUGUGGCCUCCUGUGGAGAGUGGAAUAAAAAACAAGUGACUGUAGUAAAAACUCCAGACAUGUUAAGUUUGUCUGAGGAGGAAAUCAAAAGACAAGUGAAGAACUGUGUGAGACUCUGUUCUCCUGGACCAAAUGUUCUGCUGCUGUUGGUGAAACCUUCAGAAUUUACUGAAAAAGACAGAGAAACACUGAUGUUUAUCCUGAGUUUGUUUGGUCAAGAUGCCUUAAAACAUUCAAUGGUCAUCUUAACGAAUGACAGUGAAAAAAAUUCAUCUAUCAAUGAGCUCCUCAGGCUGGUGGAACAAAGAUGCUACAAGAUGAAUGAUCAUCACCGCAGUCUGUUAAUGAAGAAGAUUGAGAAAAUCAUGCAUGAAAACAAAGGGACAUCUCUGACCUACAGAGAGUUCAAAACUUCAUUAAACCUGGUUCUGUUUGGAAGGAGAGGAGAAGAGAAAUUCUCAGCAGCCAAGGCCAUUCUAGGUCAGACAGAUCUUCCUUCAGCCUCCAGCUCAUUUUAGUGUGUUAGAAACCAGGGAGAGGUUUGUGGACGUUGGGUUUCUCUGGUGGAGCUGCCUGCCUUGUGUGGAAAAGCUCAGCAGGAAGUGAUGGAGGAAUCAUUCAGGUGUAUCUCCCUCUGUGAUCCUGAGGGUGUUCAUGCCUUCAUCCUGGUCCUACCUGUGGGUCCCCUCACUGAUGAAGACAAGGGAGAGUUACAGACCAUCCAGGACACAUUCAGCUCUAGAGUCAAUGACUUCACCAUGAUCCUGUUCACUGUGGACUCAGAUCCUACAGCUCCACAAGUGGUUAACUUUGUAAAGGAGAACAAGGACAUCCAGGAGCUCCUUCAGAGAUAUGGAGGAAGACAUGUUGUUCUCAACAUCAAGGAAGAAAAUGAGUUAUCCAAACUUUUUGAUCGUCUACAAGAAGUAGUUAUGCAGAAAACAUGGCUCUAUUCAACUAAAACAUUUAUGCACGCCCAAAGUGAAAGGAUCACUGAACUAGAGGCCAGGCUCAAAGACCUACAAGUAAAAGAGGUUACCAGUGAUCAUGAAGAGAAACAAAGCUUGGACUGUCUCCGGAUUGUUCUGAUUGGAAAGACUGGAAGUGGAAAGAGCUCAUCAGGAAACACCAUCCUGGGAAGACCAGUGUUUAAAGCUGAUUUAACUCCAGCAUCAGUCACUAGGCAAUGUCAAAAAGCCAAGAGUGAGGUGAAUGGUCAAUACGUUUCCGUUGUUGACACUCCUGGACUGUUUGACACAUCCAUGUCCAAUGAUGAGGUCAAUGAUGAGAUGUCAAAAUGCAUCAGUCUUCUGGCUCCAGGUCCACAUGUCUUCCUGCUGGUGUUGAACAUUGGCAGAUUCACAGCAGAGGAAAAGGAGACAUUAACAAUCAUUAAGAGGGUUUUUGGGAAAAAUUCAGAAAGGUUUGCUAUCAUUCUUUUUACCAGAGGAGAUGAUCUGGAACAUGCUAACAAAUCCAUUGAAGAUUAUAUUGAAAAUAACCCUGAUCAAUCAUUGAGGAAAUUGAUCAGUGAUUGUGGGGAAAGAUACCAUGUGUUUAACAACCGGAAUAGUCAAAAUAAAACACAAGUAAGUGAGUUGAUAACAAAGAUCCACAAAAUGGUAAAGGAAAAUGGAGGAAGCCACUACACCAAUGAAAAUCUGCAGGAGGCAGAAGCAUCCAUUCAGAAAGAAAUGAACAGAAUUCUUAAAGAUAAGGACGAUAAGAUAGAGGAGCUUAAGAGAGAAAUAAAUGAAAUUCAAAGACGAACCAGGGAGGAAAGACUGAAAAUUGACGAGGAAAAGGACCAGAGAGAGAAAGAACUGAAAGACCUGCAGGAAAACAUUAACAAAGAGUGUAAAAGGAGAGAGAAAGAACAAGAGGCCAGAGAAAAAGAAGACAAGAUGAAGGAAGAACAGGAAGUGAUGAAAAAGAACGCACUGCAGCAAAAAAUAAUAGAACUGGAGAAAAAACUUCAAACAGAGUCAAACCUGAAAGAAACAAUUCAAAAAGACUUGGAUCGAAUCAGAGAGGAGGUGAAACAUCUGCAAGAAACCUGGGAGAAGGAAAGAAAGGAAUUAAGAGACAAACGGAAACAAGAAGAUGAAAAGAACGAAGAGAAUAUUGAGAAGCUUCAGGUGCAAUAUGAACAGAAAAGGGAAAUUUCUGAACAUCAAGCAAUAGAGGAGGAUAGAAUCAGAAGAGAGCAGGAAGAGGAGUGGAAGAACUCUGAGGAGGAGUAUAAGAAAAAAAUCCAGGAGCUGGAGUCAGAAAUGGAGAAGUUGGUAGAGGAGGCGAGAGAAAAAGCCGAAGAAUGGAACGAAUUCAGACAAAGAAAGGACAGAGACUUUGCAUCCAUGAUAGAAAAACACAUGGAAGAAGUGAGGAAUCUAAAGAAAGACCUGCAAGAGAAACAGGAGGAAUAUGAACAAUUAAAGGAUCUGUCAGAACACAAAGAAACUAGUCUGAAGCAGAAAAUGGAUGAACUGCAGAACAAACACAAAACAGAAUUGGCUGAUUUAGUCCUGGGGCUGCUGACUGAAAGGAAACAAAACAAAGAACAAUUACUAAAGAUGGAGGAAAGGCAAAGAAAAGAUGUAGAAAAUCUCACCAACCGUCUUUCAAAUGAAAAUAGAAAAAAAGAGAGGGAAGAAAUUGAAAACUUAAAGAAUAACCAGAAAAGAGAAAUGAAGAACCUUGAGAAUUUAUUCCAACCUAAAGAUUUAACGAUGGAAAGGAAAAGGCUGUCCAUCAAACACGACCAAGAAAUUAAUGAAUUAAAACUCAACCUGCUGAAUGACCAUCAACAAAACCUAAAUACUCAAGUGGAAAAGCUGCAGAGAGAACACGAGGAAAAACUGGAGCAAUUCAAAUGCUAA
This is a messenger RNA of Cyprinodon variegatus (sheepshead minnow), 2895 nucleotides long. Its product is annotated as GTPase IMAP family member 8-like. Gene Ontology annotation, molecular function: GTP binding. The record is from RefSeq and is a predicted model, not a curated record. NCBI's taxonomy places the organism in Eukaryota, Metazoa, Chordata, Actinopteri, Cyprinodontiformes, Cyprinodontidae. The transcript is spliced from 3 exons.